AUGAUCGCCGCUAAGUUACUAAUUUUUUUGACCUUAACCGUCGCGAUUUCAAUUUCGCGGAGAAUACGGCUUUCUUCAACCGCAGAUGACUUCAAAUGGAUAGCUAAGGCGGAAUUGCAAAAGUACUUGACGAAAAUUGAGUCAUUCGGUAUUCACUGGAAACUGGAAGACUUUGGAUCACUGAUGAUAAGAGAUAAUACUCUAGAUAUUUUGGGAACUGAGAGAGUGUAUCAUUUUACAGUAACCAUUGAAGCUAUUAAACCUCUUACUUAUGACAAGGGGUAUGAAGUCGAAGGACUUUGGUGUUUCAUUGAUUUGCAUACCAAACAUCUACCUGCUGAUAUUAGGUGCAAAAUUUAUCAUACUGAUGGAGUGUGGAACGAUAUUAUGGCAAGGCAAAUUUAA
Messenger RNA from Cotesia congregata, 405 nucleotides. Lineage: Eukaryota; Metazoa; Arthropoda; Insecta; Hymenoptera; Braconidae. The record is from the annotation of a GenBank genome assembly.